AUGGGUUUCGUUGAAGUGAGUGUUGUUGUUGAUUGUGGCAAUGUUGGUGGUCGGAGCAUGAUUGUGUUGGUGCUUGACAUGUUGGUGGUUGAAGCAGAUGGUAGCUCGCAGAUGGUAGUUGGGUGCAGAGUGGGGGAGAUGGGUAAGGCUUGGUUUGACGAUGGGGGUUUAACAGCUACGAUGGAGGCGUUGGGCGAGGCUGAGUGA
This is a messenger RNA of Sphenostylis stenocarpa, 207 nucleotides long. The record is from the annotation of a GenBank genome assembly. NCBI's taxonomy places the organism in Eukaryota, Viridiplantae, Streptophyta, Magnoliopsida, Fabales, Fabaceae.